AUGGAUGAUCCAAAGCUUGAAAGAGGGACAACUAUUUCUUCUGAGCUCUUCAAAGCAAUCCAAGAAUCGAUGCUUGCAAUCAAUGUUCUCUCGCCAAACUAUGCUUCUUCUUCCUGGUGCUUGGAUGAACUUACAAAGAUUCUCCAAUGCAUGAAAUCCAACGGCACAUUUCUGCCUGUGUUUUAUAAUGUGGAUCCCUCCGAUGUGCGAAAACAAAGCGGCAGUUAUGCAAGCGCGUUCGCUAAGCAUGAGAAAAGAUUUAGGGAAGACAUAGAAAAGGUGAAGCGCUGGAGAGCUGCUUUAACAGAAGUUGCCAAUUUAUCUGGGUUGGAUUCAAAGAAUCAGUAA
This is a messenger RNA of Prunus armeniaca (apricot), 348 nucleotides long. Lineage: Eukaryota; Viridiplantae; Streptophyta; Magnoliopsida; Rosales; Rosaceae. The record is from the annotation of a GenBank genome assembly.